AUGGUGAAGCCAACCCGCCGGCCAGCCAACGCUUUCGUGGCCGCGGUCCGCAAGAUCUACAACCCGAUCGGCUUCUCCAAGGGCUACAACUUCGUGCUCUUCUUCAUCUUCGCCGGCGCCCUGAUGGGCUUCACGCUCGCCCGGUUUCAGUACCUCGACUACUACGGCGUCUUCUGCGGCGACACGGCCCUCGGCGAAUGCUACUUCUACACUCGCGGCAUAGCCGAGUACGGCCUGCUGAUCCACCUGGCGACCAUCCUGCCCGCGAGCUUCCUGGUCGUGUUCCAGUUCGUGCCCGCAAUCCGACACAAGUUCAUCCUCGUCCACAGGGUGAACGGCUAUGUCAUCCUGGUGCUGUCGCUCGUCAGCACGGUCGGGGCCUUCAUGAUCGCCCGCAACGCCUUCGGCGGCGGGCUCGAAACCCAGCUCGCCGUCGGUCUUCUCGGCAUCAUGUUUGUCGUGUGCCUAACCCUGGGAUACAUCAACAUCAAGCGACUCCAGCUGGAACAGCACCGAGCCUGGAUGCUCAGAGGGUGGUUCUACGCCUCCUCGAUCAUCACCCUCCGCAUUAUCCUGAUCCUCAUGGCCAUGGUCAUCAGCAGCGGCUGGACGGGCGAGUACUUUGCCGUCCGUCAGUGCGCGCAGGUCAACUACACCCUCGGGGAGAGCGCCACGCGGGCAGGGUAUCCCGAUUGCGAGGCCUUCUAUUCGGGCGAGGACCCGUACAAGCAGGCCAUGGUCAAAGCGACCAUGAACGGGGACACCAUGACGGCUGGCGCGGCAAUGGGUCUUUCGUUCGGCCCGUCGAUAUGGCUCGCAUUUGUUCUUCAUGCGGUUGGCAUCGAGGUCUACCUCCGUCUUACACCCUUCGAGCACGACAGGCUCCGGAACGUGUCAUACCAGCGACAGAUCGAAGCCGGCAUGAGGAACCCGGGCAUGGCCGGGCUGACUGCCGACCGACUGGGCGACGCAGUACCCUGGAAGCCGACGAUUAAUUCUGCCCAGGAUGCAGUUCCACUCGAGUCCCAACAAUCUAUCAGCGAGGGAGACGAGACGUCUAAGCAGUAG
Messenger RNA from Chaetomium strumarium, 1068 nucleotides. RefSeq lists its product as uncharacterized. Lineage: Eukaryota; Fungi; Ascomycota; Sordariomycetes; Sordariales; Chaetomiaceae. The transcript has 3 exons. Bases 1 to 1068 code for a protein of 355 amino acids. The record is from RefSeq and is a predicted model, not a curated record.